Molecule: messenger RNA, 6126 nt
Organism: Pelobates fuscus (common spadefoot toad)
Lineage: Eukaryota; Metazoa; Chordata; Amphibia; Anura; Pelobatidae
Gene: KCTD1
Product: potassium channel tetramerization domain containing 1
Exons: 5
Coding region: 70-2634 (854 amino acids)
Biological process (GO): protein homooligomerization; negative regulation of DNA-templated transcription
Cellular component (GO): nucleus
Molecular function (GO): transcription factor binding; transcription corepressor activity
Source: RefSeq, a predicted model, not a curated record
CUGGCAGACACGGAGCGAGGCGGCACUCUCUGCCAUACACACACUGAGCGGAAUAGAAAGGAAGGCAACAUGGCGAGGAUGCCAGGCAGCGGGGACUGCAACCCGGGCACGGCGGACACCGACCCCCUGCACGCCCAGUCCCGGGCCGCCCAGCACCGCCUGCAGCCGGGCAGCGCCGGGGAAGAAGAGGAGGAGGAGGAGGAAGAAGAUGAGGAGGAUGAUGAUGAUGAGAUCCAGGAGGUGCAGAUCACCGGGGAUGAAGAAGAGGACGAUCUGCUGCUGCUGGAGGAGGAGGAGGACGAUGAGCUGGAUGAGGACGACAUGCAGCUGGACUGGGACCCCGAGGAGGGCUCGCUGCUGGGCACCCCGUACCCCCGGCUGGGGGAGGCUGUCAUGGGGCACUACCCUCGCCCCGGUGCCCAGCGCCCUGCCCUGGUGCCCGGCCUGUGCUCCGGCAUGGUGGCGGUGGAGGACGUGGACCCGCUCCUGCUGCAGCUGGGGGGAGUCGGGGGCGACGGCGGGGGGAGAGAAGGCGAGCGGCCCGAGCGAGCCCGGCUGAGCGAGAACACCCGCCUGGCCACCCGCUACGCCGUGCGCAUCUUCCGCGAGUACCUGAGCGAGAAGGCGCAGAGCCCCGACUUCGAGAGUAUGGACAAGGAGGCGCUGUGCCGGGUGCUGCGCUCCUUCUACGCCGAGGCGCGCUCCAAGAGCGGCCAGCUCUACAGCAAGUCGUCCCUCAUCAGCAUCCGCUCGUCCCUCAACCGCUACCUGAACGAGCCCCCUUACUGCCGCACCCUGGACCUCACCAAGGACCCCGAGCUGCGCAGCGCCAACCUCACCCUAGCCGCGGUCAUCCGCAAACUGGAGGAGCAGGGGGCCGGACCGGUGGUCCAGAAGCAGGCCAUCACCAGGGCAGACCUGAGGAAGCUCUACACUUCCUGCGUCUUCAGUGCCUCCUCACCCUUUGGACUCCUCAACAAAGUGUGGUUUGAGACCUGCAUGUACUUCUGCACCAGGGGUAGGGAGAACCAGAGGGAGCUGGAAGAAGACUCCUUUGGCCUGGCCAUGGAUGAGGAUGGCAGGAGGUUUGUCUACUUCAAGGCUCUGGGUCCCUAUCACAAGUCUCGCUCUUCGACUUGGGGCAAAAAACGCGGUGGGCCGGGUGGCGUCACUUCCACUGAGAGCGACGAGGAGAACUUGCCCCGUAUGUACGAAACUGGCACAGAAUUUUGCCCCUAUGCCAGUUUUGUCAAGUACCUGGCCAAGCGCAACCCGCUCUGCAAGGCCUUCUUCCAAAGACCCCGGGACCAUUGCAGCGAGUCGGAUGUGACUUGGUAUGAAAAUAAAGCCAUUGGCAAAAACUUGUUGGGGACUCGUAUGCAGAUGUUGUCGAAAGCGGCCAAGCUGUCAAAAACUUAUACCAAUCAUUGCAUUGGCGCUGUAUCUGUGGCCACCUUAAACAGCAUAGCUGGGAUUGGUACCAAAUUAGGGCCUCCUUUCUUCAUGGACAACAUGAAUGGGUUAAGACACAGACAGGUUAUCCCUGGCAAUACGUUUAUUCUACCCAAACCAACUGGGGGGUUGCAGGAGCCUAAAACUGAGACACCUAAGCGCCCUCUUUAUGACUCUGCCCAAUCUGUGUAUACAGGUGGGGAUGUUUGUAGCCCUCCAUCACCCAAAAGGCUAUGCUUAAGGUCUGUAGAGCCUUCAGACUGUGUUAUGGUCAUGUCUGUCAAGAGUGACCAUCAACCAUCAUGUCCAGAAACCAAUGGUCACAUGGUGCUUGCCGCCUCACCUGCUGUUUCCUCACCUCCAGUGGUGUCUCCUGUUCAGGUAAUCAGACUGGACACUCGACCCAAUAUGUCAAGGCCUUUGAUCACCAGAUCACCUGCCUCCCCUUUGAACAAUCAAGGCAUUCCCACUCCUGCACAACUUACCAAGUCCAAUGCACCAGUUCACAUUGAUGUUGGUGGGCAUAUGUAUACUAGCAGCUUGGCAACCCUAACAAAGUACCCUGAUUCCAGAAUUGGAAGACUGUUUGAUGGUACAGAGCCUAUUGUGUUGGACAGUUUAAAGCAGCAUUAUUUCAUUGACAGAGAUGGACAAAUGUUUCGCUAUAUUUUGAACUUCCUACGAACAUCAAAACUCCUCAUCUCUGAUGAUUUUAAAGAGUAUACGCUGCUUUAUGAAGAAGCAAAAUAUUUCCAACUCCAGCCCAUGUUGUUGGAGUUAGAGCGGUGGAAACAGGACAAGGAAGCAGGACGAUUCUCCAGGCCUUGUGAAUGUUUGGUAGUCAGAGUUGCCCCAGAUCUUGGAGAAAGGAUCACACUAAGUGGAGACAAGUCCCUUAUAGAGGAAGUUUUUCCAGAAAUUGGAGAUGUAAUGUGUAAUUCUGUCAACGCGGGCUGGAACCAUGACUCUACACAUGUUAUUAGAUUUCCACUUAAUGGAUAUUGUCAUCUUAAUUCAGUACAGGUACUGGAACGGUUGCAGCAGCGUGGUUUUGAGAUUGUAGGCUCAUGUGGGGGAGGAGUUGACUCUUCCCAGUUUAGUGAAUAUGUACUAAGAAGAGAACUGAAAAGGACAUCUCGCGCACCUGCUGUCAUUCGAAUAAAACAGGAGCCGUUAGAUUGACUGGACACUUUUUCUUAUGCAAAAUGGACUGUUCAUAGGGAGCUGGGACACGGGAGUCCUGGAAUCAACACUGAUUAAGACAUUUCGGCCACCUCAAAGGACAUUCAUAGCUGGAAUUCCGUCACAGCAUCAAGAAGUGUGUUGUUAACCCAGGGGACAUAUUAAAAUAUAGAAACAAAAAUAUAGUAUGUGAAGUCAUGAAGAGUACUGUGAUGGUCAUCACAUAUUAUUCACAUCCGACUGUAUGUUCACAUGAAAAUAUACAACAGUAAGACUAUGUUCAUAGUUUUUAUUAUAUACAUACUAGAAUUUGUAGCCACUGGAAGAGGAAAUCUGGAUAGAAGGGCUUAAGGCAAAAUACAACCACUACAAUGUAUUUCUAUUGAGUUUCUUAACCCAAAUUAAAAGGGGCAGUCCCAACAGAAUUGACAGAUAUUGAUUGCACGACCUUGAUGAUGCUUAAAACCAAGAGACCCUGUAUCAUAUUAGUAUGAGUAUUUCUAAAAUCUAAUACCUGUGUUUUCAUGCCCACUUUUUAUCGACGUUGACCCAUAUCUGUAUUUUUUUUGAAUGGUGGUUUGUGAACACUUUUCUAAAAUGUUUCUUCACUCCUCUCUUUAUUCUUUUUUUCCCCAUCAAGAAAAAAAAACAAAAAAAAACAAGCUGGUUGCUUUAGGUUGAUGAAAAUACAUAUAAAACAGAAUUCCUACAGUGCAGCUACUCUACAGGUAACAAACAUGGGCUGAGCUUGUUAAAGGUCGAUAUUGUUAUCAACAGAUGUUUUUGGAUAGAACUUGGAGUUAUGUGUUUUCAUUGAUAUUAAGGAGCGAUUCUUCCACUAAAUUAACUUGUUAAAUCUUAAGUUUAGUAAAGGGUUGAGCAAUAAAGAUGUUUUCACCAAAGAGUUAAAGUGCCAAUAUGAUAGGUGUGAAUGCAAUGGUUCCUUUUUUUUUUUAGUAUUUUAGCAGAAGGAGAGCAUAGUUGGAUAGUUUCAUUGCCUAUGCUGGGAUGCAUGUAAUGACUGCAAGCUACGUCUUUAGUGUAUUGGAACAAUAUGCUUAUUCUCGCAUGUGUCUCGUGAGGUUGCAGAAACAGUGGUUGAAGUUUUCAUCAGUUUUGUAAAGUAAAAAUUUCACUUGUAUGUGAUUUAUUUUUACAAAACCAGAGCUGAUGCACAUUCUCCAGACACGAAUAUUUCAGGACAGAAUCUAAAGAUUUAGCUCUGCAAGAAUUCCUCCUGAAGAAUUCUCAAUGGUGCACUAUAUAGAGCGACUUUUUAAGCUUGUGUUUUGUGUGUUUGUCUUGCUGGUCUGGAUCUAGGGUGUUUCAGAGGUAAAUGUUUUUGUUUUUGUUUGUUUGUUUUUUUUUUGUUUUUUUUUUAAUACAUGGACAAAACAACCAUCUCAUGCAGACUAACUGCUAUUAGCUUUUACACUCUAGAAAUUGCUACUGAAAUUUCUAGGGUUGUGUUAAUUAUGCAUUGAGAUCUUUAGCACUUAGUAUAUACAUUGUAAUAAAAAAAUAGUUGUUUCAAUAUCGACCUUUAAAUUUUACCAGUUCUUUAAAAGUUACAUGAUUGAAUCUAAAUAAAUCCAAAUUAUAUAUUACCAGAAGGUAUUUAAAAGUUUAGAUAGAAGACUGAAUUUGGCACCUUUAAAAUACAUUUUAAUAGUUUGCUAAAGGACUGCUCCUUUUCCAUGAAAUGUGUAAACUGUAUUUAAAACAUACAGUUUUUUUCGUAUAUUCACUAUGAAUAGAUAGAAUACAAUUGAACGGUUUGCUUAAAACCAAGCAAGAACAAUAAGCUCAUCACUCAUCUGGGAGAAUGGAUGACAUUAUUAAUGAAUUAAAUGCCAUAAGGGGGGAGCGCGUAUUGUGUUUCUAUUUUAUUGUUAAAAAAACACUCCAAGCACCACAACCACUGUAAUCAUUAUGUUGUCAGCAGUGCCCUUGCCCCCUUUAUUGUAAGUAGUCAAACUGUAUACAAACUUAGAUAACUUGCCUAGGGUCUGCUGGGCUCCAGUCAUCUUUUCCUCUGCAUCAUGGAAGCUUCAGCACUUAUAACAUUGUCUGAGAGUGCUUAAAUGAUGCUUUCAGUCAUAGAACCGGCAGCCAUGCACGACAGGGCUUUGCUCAGAGGCGCUAACAGAAUCUCCUUGAAGGAAUUUCCGGACUCCAGAGGACGAGGCACCUGGUAGACCCCCAGGUAAGUUAUCAAACCAUUUACAAAUGGUUUUUACUACUCACACUGGAAGGGCAUAUCUGGCACCAUGAUGUAGUGGUUAUGGUGUUUAGAGUGUUUAUUUUAAACAAUUAAAAUGGCAAAAGCUAUUUCUUUAAACCAGCGUAAUAAUGCGGAAAUGUCUUGACUGCAAUGAAAGUCUAACCUGAUUUUGUUUAGAGUACAAAGUGAUGAUCCUUGGAUAUAACAACACUGUUCCUAUUACAGAAUUUACCAGAACCUACAUUAAAGGAACACUCCGAACACUAUAGCCUUUACAGCACACACUGUAGUAGUUAUAUUGCCAGAAGUGCAUUGGUGCACCACACCCACAUGUAAGGUGACAAGGCGCCACUCCCCUCCUCUUCUGUUUCCCAUGGAAAGCUGAUGAGCUAGCGCUGCAUUGCAGGGUUUAGAUUAGGAGCGUUAAAGGAAGAUUUUGCUUAUGAGUCUCUGGGUCUCCUUGGGAAGGAGUGGAAGUAGGGAGCAGUACCCAGCAUUCCCAACGUAAGACACUGUUUUAAAAUGGUUUGACAACUUACAUUGUGGGGUCACCAGGGAACUUCUGGCACCAUUGAGCUGUAGUGGUUAUGGUGCUUGGAGUCUUCCAAAAAAAAAAAAAAAAAGUACAAUUAUAUAAAUUAUAAACAAACAUCUAGCACAGGUAAGUUGAUAAUUGAGAAUACAGGCAAUUAUACACUAAAAAGUUCACCUGGAAAGUGACUCAAGAACAUUUGUUUUGUUUACUUUUUUGUUUAGUUGUUACUUUCUUUUUUCUUUGUGCAUUUAUUUUAUUGUAAAGAUCUCAAGUUACACUGUCCGACUUGUUUCUGUUUUAUAACUAUUUUGUUUUUGAGAUAGAACAAUUAAAAUAAAUGUCCAAAAUAUGAAUUGGAUGUCUCCUGAAAGCCCAAUGUACAUAAAGUUUUUGGGUGGGGUACUUUAAUAUACACACACGUGUUUUUAUUUAAUGUUUGUAGUUUGGUUAACACUAAAAAAAAAAAAAAAAAAAAAACUGUCAUAGUUUUUUAAAUAUAUCUUCCAUAUUUCUGUUAUAAUUGUUAUUCCAGACAGAUCAAUUCUUUACUUGACUUUUGUAUGCGUUAUAAAAAAAAAAUGUACUCCUUACUGCCAGCAAGUAGUUUAUGUGGUAUUGAUCAUUUUAUAGGGGUUCAAUCGCAAAUGCCUCCUUUCAGGAGCAAGAGAAUUUGUACUGUAAAUGAAGCGUGAUUUAAACUAUCAUAUUUUAUUAAAAUAUUUAUGUCACUAAA